Molecule: messenger RNA, 756 nt
Organism: Guillardia theta CCMP2712
Lineage: Eukaryota; Cryptophyceae; Pyrenomonadales; Geminigeraceae
Exons: 7
Coding region: 1-756 (251 amino acids)
Source: RefSeq, a predicted model, not a curated record
AUGCACGUCGCCGGAAGUUACAACGAUGCCUAUCAAAUUCGAUUCUUAUCAUACGGUUUCUUAUCCUCCGCUAUCGUUACGAAGCUUUCAAAUGGGAAGUGGAACAAGGAAAGUGGAAUUGGCAAGAGGGAAGUGGAAUUCUCGUCUAUCCCAAAGGAGCAGUGGAUCAACUCCGCCAAAGGCCUCAUGGGGGCGGACGAGAACUUCAUCGAUGAGAGAGUGGCUCGACAGAUGGGUCUUGUCGCCGAUCAACACACAAGACUUGGACUGCGGACGAGAUCGUGGCAGUGGAGAUGGCUAAUCGGGGCCGCGUUUCCAAAGCAGGGCGAGGUCCCCGUGGAGGUCCCCGUGGAGGUCCCCGUGGAAGUCCCCGUGGAGGUCCCCGUGGAGGUCCCCGUGGAGGUCCCCGUGGAGGUCCCCGUGGAGGUCCCCAAGUGGGAGCGAAACUCAAUCGGGAGUUCAAAAUUAAAAUCGAACUGCAUGAAGGAGGCCCAGGCUUUAUCCUACAUGCUUCAGAGAGAUAUGGUCGAGCUACAGGUGAGCUCUCGCCCUAUCACCGGGGCAGCCUUUGUGCGGCAAGCUCGGCAAGUUUCAAUUCACACGUCUACUGUUUGGGCUGGACGACUCGGCCUCACAGUUCCAGCGCUUUCUGGAGUCUGCAUUGCAGGGACUGGAGGACACACCCGACUUUUCUUAAAUGGACAACGUGGCAUCCAUUUCAGUUGGCAAUAUCAGAGGAGCACGACCGUCAGAUAA